Messenger RNA from Prunus mume (Japanese apricot), 1037 nucleotides. RefSeq lists its product as uncharacterized. Lineage: Eukaryota; Viridiplantae; Streptophyta; Magnoliopsida; Rosales; Rosaceae. The record is from RefSeq and is a predicted model, not a curated record.
CCGACCCAGUCACUCUGCUCUCUCAAAGGCUGAGAGCGAGCGAGAGAGCUGAAGAAGAACCAAAAAUGGAGGGAGUGGGGUCCAGAUUGGGCCGGGCCUCCUCGAGGUACGGCCAAACCGCCACCGUCUUCAGCGGCCCAGUUCGCAGGUGGAAGAAGAAGUGGGUCCACGUGCCCUCAUCAUCCUCUGUUACUUACCAGAACCCUCACUCCCAAUCCAACGGCAACAACAACAGCUCCCGCCUCCUCCUCCGCCGCUGGACCCCAAUUUCUCCGGCUACCGCCGCCGCAGAACCCCUCUCCGGCUCCGGCGCCUCGACGGAGGAGCCGCCGCGCCGGAAGUUCCGCUACACGCCCGUUGCUGUGCUAGAGGAACAGAAGAAGACAGCCAAGGGAAAGGUUGGAGAUGUGGUGAAAGCUAGUGAGGGAGGCCAAUCUAUAGCCAUGAGUACUAAGAUGCAUGAAAAUUCAGACAUUGAUCAAGUUAUGGACGAACAAGCUGAGGAAUUGGAUGAGAACCAUUCUGGCUUGCAGGAUUCAAAUGGAAGCCAUCUGGAUUUAGAUUUGGGGUUGAAAGGUCACAGUGCCAACCGUGAUUCCGUUAGCCAGAUUGAAGAUGCUCAGAUGAAAAAAGCAAGCCCGGGUAGAUUUUGGUUGGGUUGAUGCUUAGCAUUUGUGGAGACAAAAACUAGAGCUGCAUGGAAAAAGAAAAACCAGCAUCACGAAGUCAAAAUCUGGUGACCAACUGGCAGGGCCUGCUACAUGCUAGCCAUGCUAUUUUCUGUGUUAUUAUGAUACUGAUUAUGAUGUAAGUAAGUAAGCUGUAGGAUUAGUUUGUGGAUUUUCUCCUAAGUUAUAUAUUAGGGUUAGCAAGUAGUAGAGUACAUGAUUAAAUAGCACAGUGUUUCAAGUAUUCAACUGUCUGUAAAGAUUAGCCAUAUAUAGCUACUAGUAAUGUGGCACUUCAAUGUAGGGGUGACCAUUCGUGUUUUUGAGGGUUUUUUUUGAAGGGGUUAUGCAAUGGCACCAAAUUUGGAG